Opisthorchis viverrini is the source of this 477-nucleotide messenger RNA. RefSeq lists its product as hypothetical. The record is from RefSeq and is a predicted model, not a curated record. The annotation marks the transcript as partial. NCBI's taxonomy places the organism in Eukaryota, Metazoa, Platyhelminthes, Trematoda, Opisthorchiida, Opisthorchiidae. The transcript is spliced from 3 exons.
UGCUGCGUUCACGCUCCCGCCUCAAAUGCGCAGCUACCUACCCUACCUCUCUGGAUCAUCGGUGAACAAACUUGUGGCAGCUACAACCACUGUACGAUAAGUACGCGAUUAUUAAAGCUUGACAAUGAUAUGAUGCCUAUCCUUCAGAAAGAAAGUGCGGCUUGCUGCGUUCACGCUCCCGCCUCAAAUGCGCAGCUACCUACCCUACCUCUCUGGAUCAUCGGUGAACAAACUUGUGGCAGCUACAACCACUGUACGAUAAGUACGCGAUUAUUAAAGCUGACAAUGAUGAUGAUGACUAUCCUUCAGAAAGAAAGUGCGGCUGUUAGUCAUUCACUCCAAUAUCAGGCAUUUUUGGUUAUCCCAUUUCCCACCAUUGAUGUGACCCAUCUCGGGGUCCCAUCCAGAAAGAUGGCAGUAACCAGCGCAGCUGAGUUGGCUGGUAAUGGCUUUCAUACUUCGCUGCCAAGUCAUUGA